CCCCCCUCCUCCUCCUCCUUCUCCUCUUCCCUCUCCUUUUACCCUCUCUGAGUCCUGCUCUUCGAUUCCCUCUAUUGUUUCCCGUCUUGCUACUAUCCUUCUGUAUCCCCCUCUCCUCACCCCACACAUCCAUCUCCCGCAGCCUUUCUACGCUGCUACCCGGGCAUCUCUUUUCCAGACCCGGGCAGGGUGGGGGGGAAAGGCAGUGUCUGUGAUGAUCCCUUACCAGUUCCAAAACAAUCAGACAGACUGAAAUUGCACACACUAUCUGCUCCUCUGUCCACCGCCUCUUCAUUGAAUUGCCUUUGAACCGGCGAGACGGAAUCUUUCCCUGUAUCCUCCAAUCUUGGAAGCAGCCCUCUGAAGGAUUCAGGCCAGCAGCUGGAAGCGAUCGCGCCCCACCUGUGAGCUUCUAUCUCCAGCUUCUAGGACCUUCAGUUGCAUUCCAGCUACAUGGGAAAACGUUUGGAGCAGCAGCCAAUGUACCCCCACUACACCUACUACUAUCCCCACUAUCUCCAGACGAAGCAGUCCUAUGCUCCUGCGCCUCCACCCAUGGCUCCACCCAGCCCUAGCACUACGGGAGGAGGUGGUGGAGGUCAAGGAGGAGGGCUAGUGGAGCAACUCAGUAAAACCAACCUGUACAUCCGAGGGCUGCCGCCUGGCACCACCGACCAGGACCUUAUCAAACUCUGCCAGCCAUAUGGGAAGAUUGUGUCAACAAAGGCGAUCUUGGACAAAAAUACCAAUCAGUGCAAAGGUUAUGGUUUUGUGGAUUUCGACAGUCCUGCAGCAGCCCAGAAGGCCGUAGCUUCUCUCAAAGCCAAUGGAGUCCAAGCACAGAUGGCGAAACAACAGGAGCAGGACCCCACCAACCUCUACAUAUCCAACUUGCCGGUGUCCAUGGACGAGCAGGAGCUGGAGAACAUGCUGAAACCCUUUGGUCAUGUGAUCUCAACAAGAAUACUGAGGGAUGCCAAUGGACUGAGCAGAGGAGUCGGCUUCGCCAGGAUGGAGUCCACAGAGAAGUGUGAUGUGGUGAUUCAAAACUUCAAUGGGAAAUUUUUGAAAACUCCUCCAGGCAUGACAGCUCCUGCAGAGCCCUUGCUGUGCAAGUUUGCUGACGGAGGCCAGAAGAAGAGGCAAACCCAGGUGAAAUAUCCUCAAAACGGUCGACCGUGGACACGAGAAGGAGAGAGUGGCAUGGCUUUAACGUAUGAUCCCACAGUGGUGCAGAAUGGGUUCUACUCCUCACCAUAUAGCAUCUCCACCAAUCGGAUGAUUGCUCAAACAUCAAUCACGCCCUUCAUUGCCGCCUCUCCCGUUUCCACAUAUCAGGUUCAAAGUACAUCUUGGAUGCCACAUCAACAGUAUGUUAUGCAACCUACAGGUGCUGUGAUCACUCCAGCUGCAGCCAUUGAGCCCAGUUUGUCCCUCCAUCCCUCCAGUGUAAUGACUCCCCUCACCCAGCAGAUGAACCACCUCUCGUUGGGCCCCACAGGCACUUUCAUGUCUGCCGCAGUGGCUCCUAUGCAAGGCACCUACAUUCCUCAGUACUCUGCAGUGCCUGCCUCUGCCAUCACAGUGGAUGGUGUGGUGACAGACCCAUCUUCACAGACCACUGCCCCCUCAUCACAAGAUGCCAGCGGGCAGCAGUCUUUAUCAGUGGAGACUACAGUAGAUCAUGCUGCAGCCUACUCAUACCAGCAGACUAAGUAACAAGAGUGGAAGGAAUCAUUGCAACGUUGCCUUCUGAAGGACUGCAUGAUAGCCGUAGUGACAGAAAAUCAAAAUGACAGACGAUAAAAAUCACAGAGAGGAUGCGGACAACAAUGAAAGCCUCUGUGCAAAGGCAGCGAGCAAAAGACAAAGUCAAGAAAAGAAAACAAAAAUCCUCUGAACUUGGUUGAAAAAGAUAAAAAAAGAAAAGAAAAAAACAAGCGAUUGUUGAACUUAAGGACCUCAACUUUGAUUUGAUCUUUUUUUUCACCUUGAGACUGGACUUUGGUUCAAAAGGAAAAAAGAGACUCAGAAUUGAACCCACCACACAAAAAAAAACAAAACAUUUGAAUGUGCAGGAACAUUUUCUGACUUUUUUUUACAGAAAACAAAAAGGAAGUGAAGUCUCGGAGUAAACAGGCUGUCUUCCUUUGAUAUUAAGCUACAUUUAUGUUCCUUUUUUUAUCAUUUGAUUAGUUUUUUAGAAUGUCAAUGUUUGGUGAAUCUUUAUUGCCUUAAUUUUCUCAAAUUUUGGGGAAAAAAAAAAGUUUCCAUUGCGUUGGAUUUCUGAAAAACAAACCUAGUGGGAAUGAUUUAAGAUGUUUUUAAAGUUUCCGAGAGCCUCUGAGAUGAAAUCUACAAAGCUAUCUGUACAGGAUUAAAAAAAUAAAAAUAAAUACUAUUUGUAGGAUGUUGAUUUUAAAGCUAUAUGGUGCAGGUCAUAUGAAUAUGAAAGCUCUGUAAUGUGAUUCAUAAAGGAGGGUCAAGCCACUGCUCCAAGGAAAAUGCAGUUUGAGAUGAUUGUGAGAUAAAAAACGGUUUCUACACCAUAUUUGACUUUUUUGUUCCCUAUUAUUUUGUGUGGUUAUUUUUUAAGUAUUUGCUUUGCACGCUUGGCUUGUCUUUCUGAUUAAAGAAGAAAAUAAAUAUCGCCUUUGUCAAAAAGCUAAUAAAAAAGUUUAACUUUCUAGAUGUGAAGAAAGCAAUAGUUUUAGUCAAACUGUUGACAUGUUUCAUGAGUUUUUUUGCUACGACCGUUGUCGUAUUUGUUAGCUCCAAUCCCGGACGAGACCCCAAUUAUGCACAAAGGUGCAUAACAUUUUUCUCAACUGCUGAGUUAACGCAGCCUGCAGGUGGAGUAUUUUAUACCAAAGAUAAAGAAAAGUGGUAAAGAUCUUCCUUUUUUUACAUCUCUAAAGCUUGGGGUGUUUUGUUGCUCGACGUGCCGUUUGUGUGUGUGAAAUGCUUCUUCAACGGACCAGAAAACGCAGUUGUCUGAACCAGACGGGUGAUCAAAUGUGAUGAUAAUCCCCGAAAGAAAACGGGUCCACAUCUCGGUGAAGAUUGGUCUUAGCUUUUGCUCUUUUAUGUUUGUAUCGACCUUAAUUUUGAAGUGUUCUUGACUGCUCUUAAAUUAAGCAACUGAAGUAAUGUGGCUGCCCUGAAAAACACCAGCCACCAAGAAAGGGCUUCUCUAAAACGAACCGUUUCAGCUCAUAUGUCUCUCCCCAGAAGAUUUAUUCUCUUCUUUUUUUUUUUUUUUUUGAGAAUUGAUUAUAAUGUAUAAGCUGCUAAUCACUUUUCACUUUGGGGGCACUGGUUGUCUUGAGAUGAGUGUUUUUACAUCUUCUUGUCUCAAAAAUAAAACAGAAGACAGAAGAGAGAAAAAAA
Molecule: messenger RNA, 3390 nt
Organism: Oryzias melastigma (Indian medaka)
Lineage: Eukaryota; Metazoa; Chordata; Actinopteri; Beloniformes; Adrianichthyidae
Product: RNA-binding motif, single-stranded-interacting protein 3
Cellular component (GO): cytosol; ribonucleoprotein complex; nucleus
Molecular function (GO): poly(U) RNA binding; mRNA 3'-UTR binding; poly(A) binding
Source: RefSeq, a predicted model, not a curated record